UUUUACGUGGGAAGGAAGAAAGGGAAGGGGUGCUAAAGCGAAACUCGCACCACUAAGGUUGGACUUUGGGGCCCAGACCUGCAGCCUGGGGGCCCCCAAAUGACCAGCCAGAGAGUGGCAGGUUGUGAACAAAGCUCCAUGUUAUUCCUGUAGUCAUUUUAAAAUGUCUGAGAAGAAGAGGAGUCUGAGAAAAUGGGAAUGAUUAAAUUUGAGAAUCCUAUCAAAGUUGGUUCAAAAAUGAAAGAAGGUCAUCAUUUCGUUAAAAUCCUCCCAAAUGGACAAGGGAACUUUGCUUCGGCACAUGGGGAACAAGAAUGGACAUCAGCAGGAAUAAACUUCAGCAUGAAAGGUCCUCUGAUAGUCGUACUAGCGGCUUUUCUUUUAGCCUUGAUCUAUGUCGGAAUCCAUAUAGCUGUUUCAUCAGGACACCAUGAGGAAUGGCCAACUCCUCUGUACCCAUCAGGUGUCACUCCCAGCCCACAAGUCUGGAUGACGUAUGGCAAAAGGACGUACUUUUUCUCUGAAACUGAAGCGAACUGGACUGCCAGUCAGAACUUUUGCUCUUCCUACGGGGGCUCCCUAGUGAUACUGGACACUCGAGAGGAAAAGGAUUUCGUAAUGCGCUUUAAAGGCAGUUCUGACUCCUGGAUUGGCCUCCAAAGGAAGGAAGUAGGACAGCCCUGGAAACAGCCGGAUGGUUCCCUCUUCAGCAACUGGUUCCGGAUCCGAGGCGACGGCCUUUGCUCCUACGUAACUCAAAGAGUGGUCAACUCCACCUGGUGCUACAAUAGUCGAUAUUGGAUCUGCAGCAAACCAGCCCAUACUGCUUGAGAAACAUAUUCAGUAUAUGCCCCUGCACCAAAUAAACCCUAUGAAAGAACUGU
Messenger RNA from Elgaria multicarinata webbii, 884 nucleotides. RefSeq names its product early activation antigen CD69-like. Lineage: Eukaryota; Metazoa; Chordata; Lepidosauria; Squamata; Anguidae. Bases 193 to 831 code for a protein of 212 amino acids. The transcript has 5 exons. The record is from RefSeq and is a predicted model, not a curated record.